This is a messenger RNA of Uncinocarpus reesii 1704, 1554 nucleotides long. RefSeq lists its product as uncharacterized. Lineage: Eukaryota; Fungi; Ascomycota; Eurotiomycetes; Onygenales; Onygenaceae. The coding region runs from base 1 to 1554 and encodes 517 amino acids. The transcript is spliced from 4 exons. Gene Ontology annotation, molecular function: CoA-ligase activity. Gene Ontology annotation, biological process: secondary metabolic process. The record is from RefSeq and is a predicted model, not a curated record.
AUGCCAUUCAAAUCCCGGUGGUCUAUACCCAUACCAGACACAUCUUUACCAGGUCUGAUCUUCAAGUCCCCCAAGCACCCGCAGUCGGAUACUAGAAAAUGCUACAUCGAUACUGCCCGCCCCAAUACUCAUUUCUUCACUGUCCAUGGCUACCUUCUCUGGUGCAAACGAUUUGCUGCCGGACUCCAACAAUCGGGCCUCAAAUCCGGAGACCGGGUGCUGGUCUUUUCUGCAAAUAACCUCGUAUACCCCGUGGCCUUUAUGGGCAUCGUGAUGGCUGGAUGUGUUUUCACUGGCGCAAACCCGACAUAUACACCUAGGGAGCUGGCAUAUCAAUUGAGCGACAGUGGGGCAACAUACCUUCUAUGUGCGGAUAACUCUCUGGACACCGGUAUCGCGGCAGCCGAAAGCAUUGGAAUGGGCCGAGACAAGAUAUUUGUGUUCAAUGAUCUGAUUUAUGACGGCAAAGGUGAAGGUAUAGAAGGCUGCCGAUACUGGGGGGAGUUGUUCGCCACUACUGAAGAAGGGGAGCAGUUUAGCUGGGAGGAACUGCCAACCCCUGAAGCGGCAGACAAGACUUUGGCCUUGAAUUACUCCAGCGGAACAACUGGAGUACCUAAAGGUGUCGAAAUCAGCCACAAAAACUAUGUUUCCAACGCUAUCCAGUUCACACACAGCGCGUAUCUGGACAAAGACUACGAAGAGACGACCAAAAGGACAAGAUGGAUGUGUUUUUUGCCAAUGUACCAUGCAAUGGCACAGAAUAUUUUCAUUGCUGCGGCUCUGAUCCGUCAGGUGCCCGUAUAUUUGAUGGCACGGUUUGAGUUCAAUCAAAUGCUCGAAAAUGUGCAAAAAUUCCGUAUUAGCACUUUGACCCUCGUUCCGCCUAUUGUCGUGAUGCUCGCGAAACACCCGGCGGUGAAAAAGUAUGAUUUAAGCAGCUUGGAGCAAGUGGGCUGUGGUGCUGCGCCUCUGGGCACAGAGAUCAGUGAGGAAGUUGAAGCAUUGUUUCCAAAAGGAAAGAUAUACGUCAGACAAGGCUGGGGAAUGACUGAGUAUCGUCUCCCCCCAUUAAUGCGAAUAUCUUUAACCCGGGUCAAUCAGCAUGGAGAAAUCUGGGUUCGAGGUCCAAAUAUCAUGAAGGGCUAUUGGAAUAAGCCAGAGGCCACGAGAGAGACUUUGACUCCGGAUAGAUGGCUGAAGACCGGUGAUAUCGGAUAUGUGGACAGUUCUGGAAAGUUUUAUAUCAUCGACCGAAAAAAGGAACUCAUCAAAGUGAAGGGCAACCAGGUAGCCCCAGCAGAACUGGAGGAUGGUGAGGAAUACCCGCGAGCAUAUGUCGUCCUUACGCCGGGAAAUUCGGCAACGCUUGAAACUGCACAAAGCAUUGUGCAUUACAUGAAAGACAAAGUAGCGCCCGUAAAAAGAAUCACCGGAGGCGUUAUUUUUGUGGACGUCAUCCCGAAAAAUCCAUCUGGCAAGAUUUUGAGGAAGGCUUUGCGAGACAGAGCCAAAAGCGAGAUUCAAAAUGGGCUUGCUGCAUCUAAACUAUGA